Micropterus salmoides (largemouth bass) is the source of this 1486-nucleotide messenger RNA. Its product is annotated as putative nuclease HARBI1. The transcript has 2 exons. The coding region runs from base 98 to 1213 and encodes 371 amino acids. The record is from RefSeq and is a predicted model, not a curated record. NCBI's taxonomy places the organism in Eukaryota, Metazoa, Chordata, Actinopteri, Centrarchiformes, Centrarchidae.
CUGUGCCUCCAUGAUACUUGCUGCUGUUUAUCAUUUGUAAUUCAUCCAGUAGUAUUCGUCGGGCAUGUUCAGUUAAACGCACUGCGGCAGUAAACAAAUGGCCUUCGCUCUGCCGGUGUGGCUCGCGGUCCAGGAUGAGCUCCUCGGGUAUGGCGAAGUGGACUGCGGGCCUCCGAGCUGCUUCGACGAGUUCGAGGACGAAGCUUUGUUCCAGAUGUUCCACCUCACCAGACCUUGCAUCUCGUUCAUCACAGACGCCGCCCGCAUCCGCAUGAAGAACGUCGCUUUGAAGAAACCCGGGCUGUCCGUGGACUCGAUGCUCAUGGUGGCGCUGAACUAUUACGCGCACGGAGUCUCCUCCGCUCCCGUCCUGCAGAAAGUUGGACUCAGCCAGACGGAGUGCUACUCGGUCAUCGGCACAGUCUCUGGGGUCAUCGCGGGGAUGUCCGAUCAGUUCAUCUCAUUCCCGCUGAUCCAGCAAGCCAGAGCCAACGUCGCCUUCAAGAUAGAGAAAUUAUGUGGGAUCCCCAAUGUCCUGGGCGUCCUGGCUCCAGCUCACUUCAAGAUCAGAGCCUCUCCCUACGAGAAGGACACGUUCAGGUCUUUUGUAAACACCUUGGGUUACACGUCGGUCGUGAGCCAGAUCAUCUCAGACUCUGACGGCAACAUACUGAGCGUUGAAAAAUGCUGUGUGGGCAGCACGUUUGAGCAGGAAAUGUGGGACUCGUCGUUCAAAGGAAGAGAAAUGGAGGAGGACUUGCACGGACCAUUUUGGGUUAUUGGUGGGAAAGGCUACCAAUUAAGUAAACAUGUCUUGACUCCUGUGUCAGAGCCUACAAAUGACAGUGAGUUCCGCUUUAAUGAGGCCCACGCAAAGAUCCACAACGUCAUGCGGACAACGCUCGGCUCCAUGAAGAGGCGUUUCAGAUGCCUGAUGCAACUGGGUUUUGCACAAGAAGGCUCUUUGGACAAAAAGUCCAACAUUAUCAAGGCGUGCUGUGUCCUGCACAACAUCGCUAAGAAGUUCUCUGACCCUCCUCCUCCUGUAGCUGGUAAAAUUGAGCCCCUGCUUCCAGGCAAGCAGCAUUCAGUGGCAGUAGAGAUCAACACUGAGGCUCUAAAAGCCAGACAGGAACUCAUCUUCAAAAACUUCUCCGCUGUCUCCAGUAGUCAGGACCCACCGAGUACAGGCAUAACAGAGGAGGACAUGUGAGCAGAGCAGGUGUGUUGCCUGCUCUAGAGGAUCAUCGACAUACUGUUAAAGACAAACACUGGAACCAAAUCCCAGCUUUUAAUUGCAAGACUUAUACACAGUUUGAGGCAAGUUGCUGUUAUCAUGUCACUUUGGCAGCAUUUUCAUCUCGUUUGCAGAUUUUUUAAAACCACAUUAUGGUGAUUUUGUUACUAAAAAUACUUUAUUUCUUGUACAAAUAAAAAACAUACUUAUCUACCUACAUUUCUUAUAAAUAAAUUCAAUUUGAAAACA